This is a messenger RNA of Neolamprologus brichardi, 5846 nucleotides long. The record is from RefSeq and is a predicted model, not a curated record. NCBI's taxonomy places the organism in Eukaryota, Metazoa, Chordata, Actinopteri, Cichliformes, Cichlidae.
GUCCCCCACAGUGCUCUAGCAGUAGAUGUGAUUGGAUUCACUCCUCUUCUUCACUAUAUUGAUCUCGAGCGACUGAAAAAGUCUUUCUUACAGAUGUCUCUGUCACAGUUACACCAGCAUGAUGAAAACAGUGCGCAGCUAUGAAGUGUCCUCCAGGAUUUCAGCACUCGCGCACUCUUUCCCAUUUUCAAACCUCUCUUCUCUGUUUGACUCCACGAUGCCACAGAAAGAGUGAAAUUUCACUACAGUUAUCUGCUCUCAUUUAGAUGAUGGAUUGUCACCUUUUGAUGUCAAGGCAAUCCAAGUUAAACACGAACGGGGGUUGAGGAGCGAGGUGAUGGAUGAGUUGAACGUAGCGGUGUGAGGAGAGUGCUGGUCAUUAAUGUUGGAUGAGAGCGAGCGAGGGCACUACAGUCCGGGAGAGUGCAGUACUGGCACAGCAAGGCAAACAUGACAGUUGAGAUCGGUGCUGAAUUUACAGCCCCCACCAAAUAUUAGAGAUGCCGUAUAACACAGCAGUCAAACCAUUUACAACAGAGGACAGCAGGCUGAGCAGCUUCAUUCACUCGGUCGGCGCUGAAGAAUGAAAAUGAAGCAAUAACUAAUAAACUCUUUUUCUCAGGUGAUUAUUUUAAAUUGCCUGCACUUUGUCUCCCACUGUAACCAGUUAUUCUUAUUGCCCUCUUAUAGCACACCCCACCUCCCCACCAACUGAGACUAGACUAGACCAUACCAACUCUGAUGUGAUGGGAGGGGGCUUGGCUGCGGUACCGUGACAACUGCAUCCUUUGGGUCACCCGUAACUAGCUGAGUGAUGCUUGAAUUUUUUUCCGGUGACAUUUUUGCAGUUGUAUAAAAAUCCCCGCGGGCUCGCCAGCCUGUCGCGGGAGGUGCAGAGAGGUUUUCGAGCCGCGUUUCCCUCCUUGUGUCUCAUACACUAUUGAGCCAGUCAGCAGAGCAGCCUGAACAAAGCCAUGGGAGAGAGAGAGAGGAGCUUCUGGGAAGAAAUGUCUCUCACUGACUCUGUCGCCUCGACAACCGGUGCGUGGAGCAGAUGAAAUUACAGAGCACAAGUUCAGCACAUUACAAGUGGACCAAACAGGCCUGAUCGCCCCACCUGUAAUUUUUGUUUCAUCAGCCUCAGGUGCCGCAAUGGAUGUGGAUGAUGAGCCGUUGCUGUUUCACACCAGCUGGGGUGGUGGAGAAGAGGAAGAGGAGGAGGAGCUGGAGGAAGAGGAUGGAGCAGCACACGCCGCGGAGCAGAGCUGUUCCUCGGGGGAUGCUUGGGUUUGUGGACUGUGGAAGGCAGUGGGGUGGGUUUACACGCAACCCUGGGCCAGUGGGGCGGUUUUAGGGGCAGCUGUCCUGCUGCCAUGUGCCCUCUUUGCCUACAUGCUGCUCUACUGCCCUCCUCUGGACAUAGACCUCUCCUACAGUGCCUUUGAGGUUCACAGCCACUUCUCAGCUGAACGUUUUGACGCCCUGGCCAUCGCCGUAAAGACUCAGCUGGGGUCGUGGGACAGACGCAGGCGAGACAUAGAUAACAUGGAGUCUGAGGCGCUGCGAGAGCUUCUGCUUGAGAAGCUGGGCAGGAAGGAAGUGUUCAAUAAGAUGGAUAAUGAGGACACGGGGUCCUCCGCUCCCCAAAGGGACCCUUUACAAGCCAGCGAUCAUCAGAAGAGAGGAGCAGCAGUAAGCAGAGAUGAAAGGACAGCGCCUCAUCUGGGUCAGGGGGAAACGGGGACGCAUGAAAGCAUAAAUCCAGGAAAAGGGGAAGAAGAGGCGAGAUUAGGGGAUGGAAAUUCAACUUUUUCCCUCAUUAGGAAGCGCAGAUUUGUUCCCAAUUACUACUUACAGAGCCAGGCUCUGUGGAGGAUUGAGCUGGUGUUUGUGGCUCAAGGCAAAGGCGAGCGCAACAUCUUCACUCCAGAGCGCCUGCAGACGAUACACCAAGUUGAGCAGCUGCUCAUGCAGCACCCACAGUUUCAUCAGUUCUGCUGGAAGCCUUUGGAGUUACUGAGGGAUCUGCCACUGGGGCCGUCCUACUGCUCCCCACCCAGCUCCCUCUUGUCAUACCUCUACCCCAGUGAGAGAGGAGGCAAGAUCUACUAUGAUGGCAUGGGCCCAGACUUGGCUGAUAUUAAAGGUUCUCUGGGCCUGGCCAUUACCCACCCGCAGUUUUACUGGUAUGUGGAUGAGAGUCUGUCCCCGGAACAUCUGUCCUCAUCCCUGUUACGCAGUGAAAUCCACUUCGGAGCUCCUCUGCCAUCCUACUACUCCCUGCAGGACCGAGUGGAUGAGCAGAGAGCACGCUUCAAAAACUUUGUGGUCCAAUAUGCAGACAUCCUGGCCAACCAGUCUACCAGUCAGGUAAAGGUGCUAUAUGGGGGAACAGAGCUGUUUGAUGACGAGGUGAGACACACCUUCCACAAUGACAUGAUGCUGGCUGUGGUCAGCGGAGCCUGUAUUACUGUGCUUGUCUACGUCCUUACCUCCUUUUCUGUCUUUUUGACUUUCUUUGGACUUGCUAGCAUUGGACUGAGCUGCCUGAUGGCUCUUUUCUUAUACCACGUCGUGUUUGGCGUGAGGUACCUGGGCAUUCUCAACGGAGUUGCAGCGUUUGUUAUUAUCGGUAUCGGGGUGGAUGAUGUGUUUGUGUUCAUCAGCACUUUCAGACAGGCUUCUCAUUUGCAUCAGCCGCAGCAGCGAAUGAUCUACACAAUUAAAACAGCUGGCCGAGCGACAUUUCUGACCUCCUUCACGACUGCGGCCGCUUAUGCCGCUAACACCUUCUCUCAGAUCCCAGCCGUGCAUGACUUCGGCCUAUUCAUGGCUCUCAUCGUCAGCUGCUGCUGGCUUUGGGUGUCUGUCCUGAUGCCUGCUGCCCUUUGUAUCUGGACACAGUUUGUGGAGCCUCGUGAACAUGCCUGGUUGAGCUGCUGGAAGCUGUUUUCGGGCCUGUCGGCGAACCACAGCCCUUUGUCGGACGAGGAUGAUGAUGUGGCUCUUCUGUCAGUGGAAAUGGAGCCAGGCUUCUGCGACACAGACGGCGAUGCGGCCAUCCUGUCCCUGUCGGUCGAGACACCUCUGUCCCCUCCGGGGCAGCGGCACGUGGGUGUGGUGAGCACCAAUCUUCAGUGGGCCUUGAAGCACUUAGUGGCUAAGCCGGUUGUGGAGCGACGGAAAACUGUUCUAGGUGUCUUUCUCCUGGUUCUGGUCUUCUCAGCUGCCUUCUGUUGUCUCCUGAGGCCGGCCACUCACGCUCCCCUUCUUUUCCGCCAAGAUACGAACCUCCAGAGUCUGCUGGCUCUGCGGAGCAACCUCAGCGGCCAAGGCAUCUCCUGUCCCAUGUGCUCAGGUGUGUUCAUGGAAAAACCCCACCCACUGCCCACCCACGCUGCCUCGUCUGCAUUUUUGUAUCCUACACAUCAGCAGAGGCCGAGCAGGACAACUCCCGCUGCUGCUCUGAGUGAAGUGAAACAGGACUCACUCGCUAACCAAACAGGCCCUCUUGUGACAGUGUACGUAUCAAAGUUAGACCACGGAGCCUCUACAACCAUUUACCGCUUCUCCCUUAACGCCAGCAUCCCGUCCCCGUGGAAGAUGUGCAGCACAGAGCGUGAGGAGGUGUCAUCGUUCCAGGCUUUUAAUCAGCCCCAUGGCAAUUACACCGCCAGAAUGACAGUGUGUGUUUCCCACGUAUACCUCCCGUACGACAGCUGGAUGAUCACGUCCGGCUCGUGUGAUCCUCGUCAUGGCUGGACGCCAGAUUUUUCCUUUUAUGUAGCAUCAUCUCCACAGCAGCAGAGCAGGAAGUUGUACUUUGCUCAGUGCCGCCUGAGACCUCAUCCCAGCCGCGUGUGUGUCAACCCGCCAGGCUGUGGCAUUAGCUCUGGGCCUGAUGGAGCUUCACGGGGAAGCUUUUAUACGUUUUUUCCCAGCGAUCCCUCAUCUGCUGCCAAAACAAAACCAUCCAAAACGUUUGGCUUCAAUCCGUGCAGCGGCGGUGUGUGCGGCCAACCGGCGGUGCGUCCUCUGGUCGACACCGGAGCCAUGGUUUUCCUUGUGUUUGGGAUCCUGGGAGUGAACCGAACCGAACGCAGGGACAACCACGUGAUUGGAGAUAUGGGCAGCAUUAUACUGGAUCCAGACUUUGAUAUUUUCCAGGAGAUGGGGCAUCUUUGUAAAAUCUGCAAAGCUGUUAGUGCAAACACACAGCUCGUGAAGCCGGGAGGAGCACAGUGCUUGCCGUCAGGCAACAAGCUAUCUUCCAUUCUGCCUCUUCUUCAUCCCGAGUGCCACUCUCUCCCUGAACCCAACCUGCUCCCAGGGCAGCUGUCCCAUGGAGCGGUGGGAAUGCAUGGGGGGAAGGUCCGCUGGCUGUCCAUGGCCUUCGAAUCUACCACAUACAAGGGAAAAUCCUCAUUUCAGACGUAUUCCGAUUUCCUUCAGUGGGAGAACUUCAUCCAGGAGCAGCUCGCAACUCUCCCGCAGACCUCUUCUCUGCAAAGAGGCUUCCAGACGUGUGAGCACUGGAAGCAGAUCUUCAUGGAAAUCAUAGGUGUGGAGAGUGCCCUCUGGAGUCUGCUGCUGUCUCUGGCCAUCUGCGUGGCAACUGUUUCUGUGUUUACUGCACAUCCUUUGCUGCUGCUGCCCGUGCUCGUGACCAUUCUCGGGGUGAUCUGUCUGGUAGUGGCGCUCAUGUAUUGGCUGGGAUGGGAGAUGGGAGCAGUGGAGGCAAUUUCUCUGUCAAUACUUGUUGGAUCCUCAGUGGAUUACUGUCUACACCUGGUGGAGGGAUACCUUCUGGCUGGGGAGACCACACCUUCUAUGCCUUCUCAUAACUUGGAGCCUCAGGCCGAGAGGCAGAGGCGGACUCUGGAGGCAGUGAACCAUGUGGGUGUUGCCAUAGUGUCCAGCGCUGUCACCACAGCGAUCUCCACAGUCCCUCUCUUCUUUUGUGUCAUUGUGCCUUUUGCCAAGUUCGGCCAGAUUGUGGCCAUUAACACGGCCGUCUCCAUUUUGUUCACCCUGACCGUGACUGUGGCCACGUUGGCCUGCGUGGCCCCGGCCCGCUUCAGCAGACACCCAGGCGCUGUACUCAAGGCCAGCCUGGCUGUGAUGGCAGCCGCCUCUUUGGGAGCAGCUCUGUGGUGGGUCGGGGGACAGCUGGGUGCCAUGGCCUGGCAGUCACUCACCACAUAAACACUACUGAUGUCACACAGAGGCGUUCCUCUGUAUGCAACCUGUGAGAACUAUUUUCUUUCUUCCAUGUUUGUGGAACAACCUCUCAGUACACGGUUACAUACUUUACAGCACAAAGAUGUCAGAGUUAUCACAGUUUUUUUUCUUUGUUCUCACUUGUAUUGAUCAGUGGAUUGUUAAGUAUAGAGGGGAAAAAAUCCUCACUCUGGGUGUCUCUUUUUAAAAUCUAGUGUAACUGAAUAUGUGACUCAUAAUAGUAGGUUGAUCUCUGAUUCACACGAGCUGUUUUUGGUUUGUUUCCCCCCCUUCAUCUUCAGCCCUAGAUGAUGGAGUAGUUGUUGGGAAACACUGACUGAGUCACAAUUUUCAUCUGUGUUACUUAUUGAGUUGUGAAGAGUUGCUGACUGUUCUGUGACCUGCUUUUGUGAACACUGACAGCGCAGCGCUGCGAUGUCCGUGAAGACCAGUGUUAAUGGUUCACUUUGAUACGUGACCAUGUUGUGAAGCAUCAGAAUGUUUUUUUUUAUUCGUUGUUUUGUUUUCUUUGUCUCGAUUUUGCACUGAAUGUGAUUUUUCAGCCACAUUUGUAUCAGAGCUUAUGAUGUCCCACUGUGGCUGGAUUAAAAGUUCUAUAAACCAAA